AUGGCGCGCGGUGCUGUGACAGGUGCGCGGCGAGCUAUGACGGCGGACUGCGACAAUGCUGGAACCCUCACCCGGCGGUGCUGCAACCAGAGGGAGAGAGACACGCCCGGCCCGGUGGAGCUGUAUACGGUGAGUGCCCCCGGCGAGCUGCGACGGCGAGCGGCCCUAGUGAGCUGUGACGCGGCGGCCAAGGGCGAGCACGAGCAGGAACGAAAGAUUUCAUCAAUUCUCCGUCUCGAUCCCGCCGUCACAAUGGACCUCGCGCCUCGGUGGCCAGACCUCGCGCCGGACGUGCUCCGUGACGUCGCCAGCCGCCUGCAGGACGCCGCCGACUUCGUCCGCCUCCAUGCUGUCUGCAGGUCGUGGCGCGACUCACGCGACGUGCCGCCGCCGUUCCGGACUACUACGACGACCCAUCAGUUCCUCCCGUGGCUCCUCACUGCGGCCGACAAAGACCACCAGACCCCUCUCAAGCUUAGGUGCAUCUUCUCCAAGUCCACCUACCGCAUCACGUCACCGCCUCCCUGCGCUGCUAGAGGAAACUGGGUGUGCCGCGCCGACGCCACCGCCGUCCAGUACCUCACCGUCGACCGCUUCCUGAACCCUAGCCUCCACGAUCCUGUCACCGGACAAGUCACCCGCCUGCCUCGUUUCCAGUGGGACGAGGGUGACCCCCACGGCAUCCUCCAUGGCGAUGGCACCAUCCUUUUAUACAGCAUCUCCCACACCGAUAAAGGCCGCAAGGCCAGCUUUAGGGCGUCGCUCCUGCGUCCCGGCGAUGCAAAGUGGACGCUCGUCAAGAGGACGCUUGAGACCCCCAGCAGGAAGGUUGAGUCCUGCGCCGCGUACCACCGAGGCAAGAUCGUUGUCACUGUCGAGGAUACGGUGUGGCGCGUCAUCACGCCAGACGGCGACAAGGCCAGUGACGUGCUGGUCCCGAAGCCCUCUCCGCCGUGGGAGUGGCAGCAGGGACAAGGGUUCUUCUACACGCACCAAUACAGCCACGUGUUGGAAUCCCGCGGCGAGCUGCUGUGGGUAUCGGUCGCCGGCAAUGGUGUCACUUCUCAGUGCGGGGCUCCUUGUCUCUAUGUGUUCGUGUACACGCUGGAGGAGGAGGAAUCAACGCCGGAGAAGAUGCGGUGGGUGAGAAAAGACGGUCAUAGCCUUGCUGACCGUGUGCUGUUCCUAGGGUCACCCAAUAGCUUCGCCGUAGACGCCUCAUGGCUAGGCGGCCAUGGCGGGUGUGCAUACUUCGUCUACCACAACAAUAAGAAUGACUUCCCGCAGGAGAAGCUUGGUGCAUUUGAGUACAACUUCAUUGAAGGGAAGGCCGAGUUUGUCGAGCGGUUGCCGCCAGGAUGGGAUGGCAAGAAGUGUACAUGGCUUGUCCCCCAGCCAGACAUUGCGCCACUUCAGGAGAUCAAUAAGAGGUCACUGAUGGCUCAAGAAGUAAAGCAGCAGCAAGCCGCUAUCAUGGUGAGACAUUACGAACCUAGUUUCACGGUGUUGGUGCGCAACUUGCCUCUUGGGGUGAACAGCUCUCAGCUGCGACUCUUCUUCAGUAACCACGGCAAAGUGUCCCAUGCCAAGUUGAUCUACUACAACAAGACAAAGACCAUAGAGGUUGCUGGCCUCUUAACUAUAACGAUGGUGCAUGCCCACCAAAAAGAAGCUCUAGACGCUCUCAGCGGACUGUCUUUGGAUGGAUGCAGCCUCGAGGUUAGCUUGGUCAAGGAGGAGCAACGACGGCGGCGACAUGGCCGCCCACUUUGUUGA
Triticum dicoccoides is the source of this 1776-nucleotide messenger RNA. RefSeq lists its product as uncharacterized. The coding region runs from base 1 to 1776 and encodes 591 amino acids. NCBI's taxonomy places the organism in Eukaryota, Viridiplantae, Streptophyta, Magnoliopsida, Poales, Poaceae. Gene Ontology annotation, molecular function: RNA binding; protein binding. The transcript has 3 exons. The record is from RefSeq and is a predicted model, not a curated record.